AUGGUUCCGUCUAGGUCGGACAGUGAUGUUUUCAAGUUGCUAGAACAUGUAUCUUCCGUCACAAAAAACUUCCUUAAAAGCUCCCAGUUAGUAAUCCUAAGUGAUAACCCGUUCGACAGGGAUACUUAUCUUCUCGAAAUCACACCAGCGCUGGCGGACCAAUUACUCUAUUCAACUGAAUUCGCUGCGAAUAUCAAAUCAGAAAACAGUAGUCACGGUGAUAGUCCUGCGUUCUUGUGCACCGCUACGACAACACAGCGUUUCCUGGAAGCGGAGACAUCAAAUUCUCUGCUUUUGGUGCCUGAUUUGAAAAUACCGACAAUUCCACUGGACAGGUUUUGGACGGUGGAUGAAUCAAGGGUCACUAGAUGCACUGUAGCUUCGAUUAAAACGGUGUACCUCGAACUGUUGACCAUCCGAGCACCAAGUCUUCGUAAAUUAAAACAAUAUCUUCUACCUGCAGCCUUCUCCAAUCAUAUCGAAGAAGAUGAUGCGCAAAUUGGCGAGUUGGCCAAGUUCUCUACAUUUGAGGAACUCUGCAUAUCGAUCCCAUGUAGCGAAGCUGAACUGCUAUAUGCUAUGGACAGACUUAACGUCUUCCCAUGGGAAGGCUGUUGUCGUUUGUUUCAGUUGGAUUACCUUAGUCGUGUAAGUUUACUCUGUUUCAUUUUAGACUUAUUUAUUCCAUUUUGUUUGGGUACUAUCUUAUCUCAUCUCUCUAUAGGUUUUACAGGCAAUUUUUGA
Messenger RNA from Echinococcus granulosus, 744 nucleotides. RefSeq names its product sister chromatid cohesion protein DCC1. Gene Ontology annotation, biological process: mitotic sister chromatid cohesion; maintenance of mitotic sister chromatid cohesion. The record is from RefSeq and is a predicted model, not a curated record. The transcript has a single exon. Bases 1 to 744 code for a protein of 247 amino acids. Gene Ontology annotation, cellular component: chromosome, centromeric region; chromatin; nucleus. NCBI's taxonomy places the organism in Eukaryota, Metazoa, Platyhelminthes, Cestoda, Cyclophyllidea, Taeniidae.